AUGACAAGCCGUGAUCUGGAAGGUCAAGAUGCCAAACACACGAACCGAGCCGGCCCAGGGCAGGUUGGGGAAACCGAAACGAUGGAAGAUGAUGGUCCGUUCAAGCAUCUGCCAGAGCAUGAGAGGCUCAUCCUCAAGAGACAGUUAGAUCUUCCCGCCACCAAUGUCAAUUACAUGGCUUUGUAUCGUUAUGCGACACAGAAUGACAGGAUUGUUCUUAUGCUUGCCUCGGUGGCCGCGAUCAUUGGCGGUGCGCUGAUGCCCAUGAUGACUGUUUUGUUCGGUGGUCUUGCAGGCACCUUCCGCAGUUUCCUGUUGGGCGAAAUCUCGGGGAGCAAGUUUAACAGCGACCUUGCGAGUUUCUCUCUGUACUUUCUCUACCUCGCUAUAGGCGAGUUUGCUAUGGUUUAUAUGGCCACGGUCGGUUUCGUGUACGCCGGCGAACACGUCACAUCAAAAAUCAGAGAACGCUUCCUAGCCGCCAUUCUCAGACAGAAUAUUGCCUUUUUUGACGAGCUUGGUGCGGGUGAGAUCACCACACGCAUUACAGCAGAUACCAAUCUUGUCCAGGAAGGCAUCUCAGAGAAAGUGGGAUUGACCUUGACAGCCAUCGCCACUUUUGUGGCCGCUAUCGUGAUCAGUUUCACCAGGCAUUGGAAACUGGCGCUGAUUAUGUGCUCCACUGUCGUGGCUAUUGUUGUCACGUUGGGUUUCGUGGGCACGUUCGUUGCUAAGCUCAGCAAGACAUACCUUGGCCAAUUUGCUAAAGGCGGAACGGUUGCAGAAGAGGUCAUUAGCUCGAUUCGAAACCCGGUUGCGUUCAAUACCCAAGAGAAGUUGGGUCGAUGGUAUAAUGGAUAUCUUGUUGAAGCAGAGAAGUCUGGCUUUAAGCUGAAAUCCACCACUAGCUCAAUGCUUGGUUUUCUCUUCCUGUACAUCUACCUCAAUUAUGGACUGUCUUUCUGGAUGGGCUCCCGCUUCCUGGUGGAUGGAUCCGUUGGGUUAGCGCAGAUUCUUACUAUUCAAAUGGCCAUCAUGAUGGGUGCCUUUGCCCUGGGCAAUAUUACACCGAAUGUCCAAGCCAUUACCACAGCGGUUGCAGCAGCCAAUAAGAUCUAUGCAACCAUCGAUCGUGUCUCUCCUCUCGAUCCCCUAUCGACUGAGGGUCAGAAGCUCGAGAAAAUUCAGGGAGAUGUGGAGCUCAAGAACAUUAGACAUAUAUACCCUUCCCGCCCCGAUGUUGUUGUGAUGGAUGAUGUAAGUUUGAUAUUCCCAGCUGGUAAGUCUACAGCUCUUGUUGGAGCUUCAGGCUCUGGGAAGAGCACUAUAGUCGGUCUGAUUGAGCGUUUCUACAAUCCUGUGGGUGGAUCUCUAUAUAUCGACGGCCACGAUAUCAAAGAUCUAAAUCUACGCUGGUUACGACAACAAAUCUCAUUGGUUAGUCAAGAGCCUGCAUUAUUCUCUACCACGAUAUUUGGAAAUAUUAAGCACGGAUUGAUCGGAACACCGCACGAGCAUGCGUCCGACAAAGUGAUUACUGAGCUAGUCGAGCGCGCUGCUCGAAUAGCAAAUGCCCAUGAUUUCAUCUCUUCCCUUCCUGAACGCUACGAAACUAACAUUGGCGAACGAGGGUUACUUCUCUCCGGGGGGCAGAAACAACGUAUUGCCAUCGCCAGGGCCAUAGUUAGCGACCCUAAGAUCUUACUACUCGAUGAAGCAACAUCUGCACUCGACACAAAGAGCGAAGGGGUUGUACAAGCUGCACUCGACAAAGCUGCCCAGGGACGAACUACCGUGAUCAUUGCUCACCGGCUCUCUACUGUCAAGAAUGCGGACAAUAUUGUGGUAAUGUCUCACGGACGUGUUGUCGAGCAAGGCACCCACUAUGAACUCCUUCAAAAGAAAGCGGCUUAUCAUAAAUUGGUCGAGGCUCAGCGGAUAGCGAUGAAGCAGAUGUCUAGAAAUCAAGAUAAUGAUCACAUUUUGCCCGAAACCGAUUAUGAUUUACUGCAAACCGGAUAUGAUGAGAAGUGCGACAGCUUCGGCAAGUUAGACGAAGAAGAAGAAUCUCAGGACCCUACAGCGUACAAGACACAGUCAGAAAAAUCACGAACCACACUUUCGAGGAAGGGAAAAGAGCAACAAGAGGACAUUGCCGACAACUAUACCCUGUUUGAGCUUAUACGUUUCGUGGCGGGUUUGAACAAACGAGAAUGGAAAUAUAUGGUCUUUGGAAUUUUACUCGGCAUCGUCUGCGGCGGAGGUAAUCCAACACAAGCCGUCUUCUUCUCUAAGUGCAUUACAGUCCUUUCACUCCCUCUCUCAGAAAGCUCUGAAAUACGUCGACAAGUCAACUUCUGGUCCCUGAUGUAUUUGAUGCUCGCCUUUGUGCAGCUAUUGGCUCUUACAACUCAGGGUAUUAUGUUCUCUCACUGCGCAGAGCGACUGAUCCAUCGAGUUCGUGACCAAACAUUCCGGCAUAUCCUCCGGCAAGACAUUGCCUAUUUCGACAAACGUUCUGCAGGUGCUCUCACUUCCUUCCUAUCCACUGAGACCUCUCAAUUGGCUGGGCUGUCGGGGAUUACUAUGAUGACCAUCCUCUUGAUGGUCACUACUUUGGUUGCCGCUUGCACCAUAGCGCUGGCUGUAGGGUGGAAGCUUGGUCUGGUUUGCAUUUCCACCAUCCCCCUUCUCCUCGCUUGCGGGUACUUCCGCUUGGUAAUGCUGGUUCGACUCGAGAGAGAGAAGAAAAAGGCCUACGCAGAUUCUGCAAGCUAUGCUUGUGAGGCCACUUCAGCUAUCCGAACCGUAGCUUCUUUAACCCGUGAGGAUGACAUUUGCAGUCACUACCAUGCACAGCUUCUCUCGCAAGGCCGCAGCCUAGUGUGGUCCGUCCUUAAGUCGUCCACCCUCUAUGCAGCAUCUCAAUCACUCCAGUUCCUCUGCAUGGCUCUCGGCUUUUGGUAUGGAGGCAACCUGUUCGGUAGACGCGAAUAUAGCAUUUCCGUCAUUUUCGGCGCGCAGUCAGCAGGGACUAUCUUCAGCUACGUACCGGAUUUUGCCAAAGCUCGUCAUGCUGCUGCUAGUGUCAAGGCUCUCUUUGACCGGACACCGGAAAUUGAUAGCUGGAGCGAUGACGGCGAAAAGGUUCAGAGUAUAGAAGGCCAUAUCGAGUUCAGGGAUGUACACUUCCGGUACCCGUCGCGACCAAACCAACCUGUUCUACAAGGUCUUAAUCUCCAGGUCAAACCCGGACAAUACGUUGCAUUUGUUGGAGCUAGUGGAUGUGGUAAGUCCACUGCAAUUGCGCUCUUAGAGAGAUUUUAUAACCCAACUCUCGGGGGUAUCUAUGUGGAUAGCAAAGAAAUCUCAUCAUUCAACGUCAAAAAUUACCGCUCCCAUCUCGCACUUGUUGGCCAAGAGCCAACUCUAUACCAAGGUACUAUCCGUGAGAAUAUCAUGCUAGGUACGGACAGAGAUGAUAUUUCAGAAGAUGAAAUAGUGGCAUGCUGCAAGAAUGCAAAUAUCUACGAUUUCAUUAUUGGCCUGCCAAGCGGGUUUGAUACUCUCGUUGGUAGUAAGGGUGGUAUGUUAUCGGGUGGCCAGAAGCAACGCCUUGCAAUUGCCAGAGCCUUGCUCCGCAACCCAAAAAUUCUUUUACUAGAUGAGGCCACCUCGGCUCUCGAUUCCGAGUCUGAAAAAUUCGUACAAGCUGCUCUGGAUACUGCAGCAAAAGGCCGCACAACGAUAGCUGUCGCACAUCGUCUCAGCACGGUGCAAAAGGCAGACAUGAUCUAUGUCUUCAACCAAGGUCGCAUCAUUGAGGCUGGGACCCAUUCUGAGUUGAUGCAGAUGCGGUCGGCGUACUUUGAACUUGUUGGCUUGCAGAAUUUGGGCGAGAUGUAA
Messenger RNA from Trichophyton benhamiae CBS 112371, 3906 nucleotides. RefSeq lists its product as uncharacterized. Lineage: Eukaryota; Fungi; Ascomycota; Eurotiomycetes; Onygenales; Arthrodermataceae. Gene Ontology annotation, molecular function: ATP hydrolysis activity; ATP binding; ABC-type transporter activity. The coding region runs from base 1 to 3906 and encodes 1301 amino acids. The transcript has 4 exons. Gene Ontology annotation, cellular component: membrane. Gene Ontology annotation, biological process: transmembrane transport. The record is from RefSeq and is a predicted model, not a curated record.